AUGCAUGGUAGACCGCGUCUUAGACAGUUUGGUAGGAAGCAACAUAUUUCGGGACCAUGUGUUGAGAUUGAUCCUUUUCAUUACAAACGUGACAAGUGGUAUGCUAUAAAAGAGGAAGAUGAACAAAAUUUUAUGCGUACUGACUCUUUAUGGGUUGAUCGUCGACGAAGGUUAAUUCUCACUGAGUAUCAAACUAAACAGCUGGAGGCACUAUCAGAGUACUUUCAUUGGUAUCGACGUCACUCGCACACUUUCAUAGGAAAUCCCGCACAUAAUGUGGAUAGAGGAUACCAACACAUGGCAGGCAGGCAUGAGGCACUAGCUUUAGGACAUCAAGAAUCGUACAGGUUGGCUCACGAGACUAUCCAAGAUCCCACCGUGUCUAAUGAAAUGAAGGAAUUAGCAGAGAAGUUUAGCCACAUUAAUACAGAGUCUAUGGCUGCUGCCUCCCUGGGGACGAUGUUGAGUUUCGCUCCAAAUUAUACACCACCGUCGGAGUACGUUGAGCCGCCUACUGUGCAUGUUCCACGUCGUCAACGUCCUAAUGUACCUAGACCUACUGCACGUGGUAGAGGAUGCCAAGCAGGUAACAGGCGGGGUCGAAGCCCUGUGGAUCACCAGUUGGUUAAUGAAGAUGACGUUCGUUUUGAUCAGGAUAUGCCUAGCUCAUCGAUGCCUGCAGUUGAUUAUGCAUAUUACCCAGGCAUCUUGCAAUGUGUCCAAAGACAUAAUUGGUUACAACCACCAUCCACACACCAUAGGUUUUGUGUUCGGCAUUUGAAAAGCAACUUUACUAAAAAGUUCCUCAACACUGACCUUGAGCAGCUAAUGUGGUUGGCGGCUACAGAGCACCAGAAGAAGAAGUAUAAAAUGAGGAUGGAACAAAUCAAAAUAUUGUCACCUCCAGCGCAUCUAUGGUUAAAUAAUCUUCCGGAGGAAAAAUGGACAUUGAUUAAGGACAACGAUAUUGAUUAA
Messenger RNA from Lycium ferocissimum, 975 nucleotides. RefSeq lists its product as uncharacterized. The coding region runs from base 1 to 975 and encodes 324 amino acids. The transcript is spliced from 3 exons. The record is from RefSeq and is a predicted model, not a curated record. Lineage: Eukaryota; Viridiplantae; Streptophyta; Magnoliopsida; Solanales; Solanaceae.